GCGCCGCGUCUCCCGCGGGCAGAGAAGUAGAGGCAACUCCGCUCCCCGGGCCGGGCCGUCUCCUCCCCGCCGCCCUCCCCCGCCUCCGCCCCCUCGCUCCCUCCCGCUCUUUGUCUCCUGGGCGCCCGGCUUCCCCGCCACGCGCCCCCCGCGACGCCUCUUUCCCGGGGACCCCGCGGACCCCGGCCAACGCCACGCGGCGCGAAUCGGCCCUGCCAGGCGGGUCUCCGCGUCCGGCCAGGCCUGGCGGGCGGCGGGGGCGGGGAGGGAGGUGGCGCUCGCUCUUCGCUCUCCCCUCUCUCUCUCUCACACACACACAUACACACACACGCGCGCGCACACGCACACGCACGCACACACAUAAGGAGCAUCCUCCCGUCAGGUCUCCUGGUCCAGCCCCGCCCGCGCCUCCUGCUUCCAGAGAACCUGCUGCCUCUUCCCACCUCCCCCGCCCUCCAUCCCCUCCGGCUGCGGGACCCUCCCCGCCGACCCCACCCCCACCCCAACCCCCGGGAUGGAGUGGCUCGAGCCAGCCCGGAGCCCCCCGCGGCCGGGGUGACGGUCCCCCCCGCCCCUCUCCUGCCCGGCCCCCGCCUCGAGCACCAUGGGCCUGAGGGGUUCCCGGGGCGCCAGACGCUGAAGAUGACCGAUGCCGGAGCUGUCUUGAGUCAUGGCUUCUUCAAAGCUCCGAGAACCCGCGGAUGAGGUUUUUGACCUGGACUUGGCUGUGCCAGAGACCGCCAGACUGGACAGCAGUUUACACAAGGCCCGGGCCCAGCUGUUGGCCAAGGGCCGGAGACACCGGCCAUCCCGCUCCAGGCUUCGGGACAGUGCCAGCUCCGCGGAGGAUGGUGAAGGCUCCGAUGGGCCUGGAGGCAAGGUGACCGACGGCUGCGGGAGCCCCCUGCACCGGCUGCGCUCGCCUUUGCACGCAGGCCCGGGGUCCCCGGCGGGGGGCUCCUUCUGCCUGGAUCCUCCCGGGCUGCGGCGCAGCCUGGACGAGGACGAGCCGCCGCCCUCGCCGCUCACGCGCUACCGGCCCCUGCACAACACUGCCUCGCACGAGGGCCUGGCCGCCGCCUCCUGCUCGCCGCCGCGCUCCGCGCCCUCCUCCGACAGCUCCCCCAGCUUCGUGCGCCGCCACCCGCGCGCAGAGCCGCACAGCGAAGAUGACAGCCGUGAUGCCAGUCCUCCUGAGCCUGCCAGCCCCACCAUCGGCCUGGAUAAGAAGACUCGGCGAAAGUUCCUGGACCUGGGGGUCACCCUGCGCCGAGCAUCCACGGGCAAGAGUCGGAAGGAGAAAGGUAGCAACCGCCUGUCCAUGGGCAGCAGGGAAUCAGUGGAGGGCUCCAGCAGGUCAGGGGGCUCCCCGUUCCUGCCUUUUUCGUGGUUCACAGACAGUGGCAAGGGGUCAGCAUCCUCGGGUAGCACCACCUCCCCCGCCUGCUCCCCUAAACACGAGGGCUUCAGCCCUAAGAAGUCAGCUUCCCAGGAAUCAACCCUGAGUGAUGACUCCACGCCCCCCAGCAGCAGCCCCAAGAUCCCGAGUGGGCCCCGGCAGGAGGCCAAAUGUUCUUACCCCUACCACACGCUGUCUCAGUCUUCGGAUGAGUUCCUGGAUGAGCCCCUCCCCCCCGUCCACCAUUGGACCAGCCAGCAGGUGGGCCAGUGGCUGCAGAGCCUCAACCUGGAGCAGUAUGCCACCGAGUUUGCCGCCCGGCAGGUAGACGGGCCGCAGCUACUGCAGCUGGACGGAAGCAAACUGAAGAGCCUGGGGCUCAGCAACUCCCAUGACCGGGCGCUGGUGAAGCGGAAGUUGAAGGAGCUGGCAGCGGCUGCUGAGAAGGAGCGCAAGGCCCAGGAGAAGGCUGCGCGGCAGCGGGAGAAGCUCCGGCGCAGAGAGCAGGAGGCCAAAAAGAGCUAGGGGAACGCGCACAGGCGCUGGUGCCCGGCAGGGGCAGCCGCUGGCUCGGCGGGCACAGGCCUUAGCAGGGAGGCUGGGCCUGGGCGCCGCGCUUGGGCUAGCCUGGUCCCACGCUCUCUGGGGGGACACACCCUCUCUCACCCUGUCACUUGGUCUGGACCCAGAGCCCCCAGAAAGGGAGACCCCAGGGAGGGGGCUAGUAAUGAAUCCCAUUUUGAGGACUUGUUUGGCACAGAGUUCCUGGGGGAGGAGCAGAUGAAGGGGAGAGGGCAGAGAGGCCAGGGUUGAGGCAAGUCUGGGAGCCUGCAUCAGGCUGUCCCACUGCCCUCAGGCCGUCGUGGGGCAGGGGUGGAGGGGAGCUAGGAGGCCAGCCUGCCUGCCUGCCAGAGGCCCUGAGACGAUGGCUGGGCCCCAGGGCCCAGAGCUAGGCUGGGCGUUUCGGCAAGAGCAGGAGUGGGGCUGCUCCUCUCCACUCUCCCAGGCAGCUGUGUGGUGGGAGAGCUCUGUCCUGCUCCCCAGAGAGGCCAGUGGGCGCUGCAGCGAGUCGCACUCAGGGUAGAUCCUCAGCCAAACUCCAACAGGAGAGCAGAGAAAGCGGCCUGGGAUCAGUGCAGUCUUUGCCAGGACUCGAGAAGGGAGGAUGCACACCCCCUUCUUCCUCUCCCCUCCUCUGUCCUGUAGGUUCCAGGGGGUGAGAUGAUAUCGACACAGGUCUGCCUCUUGGGGGCCACUCAAGACCUGGUCUUUGACCCAGCCAGGACCCCCUUUGCUUCCUGCUGCUUCCUCAGAGGGCACCUGCGCCCUCUUUGGGAGCUGAGCAAACAGGAGCUGAUGGGGACAGAGGAUACCACUCCCACCAGCCAAGGCCUAGGAGCUGCCAACCUGGUCAACCCUCACCCCAGCCAGGCAGAGAGGCAAAACCUGGGUGUCCCCAGCAGCUGCCAGAUCGGAAAGGUUCAUCAGCCCUCCCCUAUCUGCCCCCGGCAUUGUCGGGGAAUCAGUGGGCUCAGAACCAGCAGGCGGUGUAAGCUCUGCUUCACUGGGCCACACCGAGGGCUGGGGCCAGCUCCCUGGAUGGGGGUGGAGUUUACCAGCAGCCUGGUAACAGCAUGUGUCCUUUUUAGGAAAUGUCCUUGGAGGAAGUGUCCAUGUGUGGCACUGGUCAGCAGCUAGCCCUGCUUCCAGGACACUGGUCAGAGUUACCAAUGGGGCCGGGGGGCUCCUGGUUAGAACCCCCUCCAGCUCCUCCCAUCUGCCUGGAGCGGCAGAUGGCACCAGUGCAUGCUGGCUCCCUCAUUCCUGCCAGGGGCUGAGGCUGACAGCCAGCACCCUGUACCUGGGACUCAGCCCUUAUCCCCGCUCUGCAAUCUGUGCUGGGAGAGGGGCUUCAGAGGGAAAUAGAUACGAGGACACUGGCACCAUCUGGGCCUGGUGGCGGGGCCAUGGGAGGUUGGGAGGCACCCACGUCCUUAAAGCCAUCAGUAGCUAUAGUGGGUGCCCACCUGCAUGUGAAGGGGAGGCAGUUCUCAAUUUAUUUCAAUAAAUACUUAUGAUGUGCCAGUGACCAGAA
Saimiri boliviensis boliviensis (Bolivian squirrel monkey) is the source of this 3494-nucleotide messenger RNA. RefSeq names its product sterile alpha motif domain containing 14 (gene SAMD14). The record is from RefSeq and is a predicted model, not a curated record. Gene Ontology annotation, cellular component: actin cytoskeleton; cytoplasm; dendrite. Gene Ontology annotation, biological process: calcium-mediated signaling; neuron projection development; actin filament organization. Lineage: Eukaryota; Metazoa; Chordata; Mammalia; Primates; Cebidae. Gene Ontology annotation, molecular function: actin filament binding.